CGGCGCUCGGGCGGAAGUGCCGGCGGCGGGGUGGCGGGGAAGCGGGCGCAGCCGCUCUGGCGUCCCGGCCGGCGGGGCCUUGACGGCGGCGGGGCGGCCGCCGCGCGCCUGAGCGAGCUCGCCGUUACGGGCGAGCGGCCGAGCCGGCGCCCCUGCCCGCGCCCGGGACCCGCGCGGCCGUCGGGAUGGACGAGGAGAGCCUGGAGGCGGCCCUGCAGACCUACCGCGCCCAGCUGCGGCAGGUGGAGCUGGCGCUGGGGGCCGGCCUGGAGGCGGCCGAGCAGGCCGACCUGCGCCAGCUGCAGGCCGACCUGCGCGAGCUGAUCGGGCUCACCGAGGCCAGCCUGGCGUCGGUCCGCAAGAGCAAGCUGCUGGCCGCGCUGGACGCCGAGGCCGCGGGGGCGCCCGCCGGCCCGGAGACGGCCCCGGAGGCAGAGGCGGGGCCGGGCCCCGCGCAGCCCGGGCGCGCCGAGGCGGACCCGGGGGAGCUGAGCGGCGCCAAGGUGAACGCCCCCUACCACAGCGCGUGGGGCACGCUGGAGUACCACAACGCCAUGGUGGUGGGCACCGAGGAGGCGGAGGGCGGCCCGGCCCGCGUGCGCGUGCUCUACCUCUACCCCACGCACAAGUCCCUGAAGCCCUGCCCGUUCUUCCUGGAGGGCAAAUGCCGCUUCAAGGACAGCUGCAGGUUCUCUCAUGGGCAGGUGGUCUCCGUGGAUGAGCUGCGCCCCUUCCAGGACCCAGACCUGAGCUUGCUGCAGGCUGGCUCUGCAUGUCUGGCCAAGCACCAGGAUGGCCUCUGGCACCCAGCACGGAUCCUUGAUGUGGACAAUGGCUACUACACAGUCAAGUUUGACUCACUGCUGCUGAAGGAGGCUGUGGUGGAGGGAGAUAGCAUUUUGCCCCCACUGCGCACAGAGGCUGCAGAGUCGUCAGACUCAGACAGUGGUGAUGUGGUAGACUCGAGCUAUGCCAGAGUGGUAGAAUCAGGUGCUGCAGACCCUGGAACCUGCAGCUCUGCCUUUGCCGGCUGGGAAGUACACACACGUGGCAUUGGCUCCAGACUCCUCGCCAAGAUGGGCUAUGAGUUUGGCAAGGGCCUCGGCAGACAUGCUGAAGGCCGGGUGGAGCCCAUCCACGCUGUGGUGUUACCUCGAGGGAAGUCACUGGACCAGUGUGCAGAGAUCCUGCAAAAGAGGACCAAGCGGGGCCAGGCUGGUGCCAACAGGCUCCCAAGGUGCCAGGGGAGUGGGGGUGGGCCUGGGGGCCGCCAACCCCCUCGGAACGUGUUUGACUUCCUGAAUGAAAAGCUGCAGAGCCAGGCUCCUGGGGCCCUGGAGGCUGGGGCGGGCCCCCCAGGAAAGAGGAGCCAGGACAUGUACCAUGCCAGCAAGAGCGCCAAGCAGGCCCUCAGCCUACGACUAUUCCAGACUGAGGAGAAGAUUGUGCGUACCCAGCGGGACAUCCGGGGCAUCCAGGAGGCUCUCACCCGAAAUGCUGGCCGGCACAGUGUGGCAGCAGCCCAGCUGGAGGAGAAGCUGGCAGGAGCCCAGCGGCAGCUGGGGCAGCUCCGAGCUCAGGAGGCAGGCCUGCAGCGGGAACAGCGGAAGGCAGACACCCACAGGAAGAUGACAGAGUUCUAGAGGUCUUGCAUGCACUGUGGAUGGGUCCUGGGACCCCAGCUCCCAGCUGCCUUGGCCGGAAGACCAGCUGUCACCCUGACACUUAGGACACCUCUCAAGAGGAGCCAGCCCACUUCUAGGCUGUCCACUGUUUCACCUCACCAGCCUGGAGUGUUUGGACACUGCCAAGUGGAGAUGGCCUACUGGAGGGUCACUUCUGGACACUUAUUUGCCCACCGAGCCCACCUGCCAGUAUCUUGGGGCGUAUCCUUAGCAAGGACAUUAAAGUGAUUUCAUCACAGUAUCACUCAGUGGAGACUCAGCUGGCUACGGGGUCUCUGGGGAGAGAGGGAUCUGCACAGGUUCAUGGCAACUCACAGGCUGGGCUUCAGGGGUCCUGAAUGAGGCCACAGCCCAUGCCAGGGUCAGCAAACCCAGGAGAGUGGCCUUCUCCCCUACUUCCCUUCUCUGAUUGAGAUGGGUAAGAACCCGAGUGUCCUCUGGUGCCCUGUGCUUCCUGCACUGGGUGGAGCUGGGCCCUCAGGAGCACUGUUAGUGAGACAGGUAGUCCUGGUCAAGUGGGUUUGGGGCUCAGUACAAGUUUGGUGCCCACCUCUUGUUGGCGAGUGUUCACUUCAGUGGGUGUGGUGGGGUCCUGAGCUUGGCUCAGAACAGUGCCAGUGGUGGCAGGCACUGAGUCAUGGGUAGACUAAGGGUGGGGCCCCAGCAGGUGGAUGAUGCCUGGGCAGCAGCAGCUGCAACCUAGGGUUGAGGGCUGCCGGGAGGUGCGCCGAGGCAGGGGCAGGAAGUGAGGUGGGGAGCUCACCCAGGCCCACAAAGACCUUCCUGGCUGCCCCAGACAGGGCCAAGGAGGAGCCGCGUGGUGGCUUUGGUAAGUGCCUGCUCUGCCUCCAGCAUGGGCAGUUCCCUGAAACCCUCAGGGGCCCUCCUGGGGUUUGGGAGGGCUUAAGAGUUGCCUGGUAAAGGCACUGGGAACUGGCUGUGGCCUAGUCAGUCAGACUGGGCCCUCCCACCCCGUGUGAGAAGCCCACUGCUGAGUCUGAACAGACUAGCCUCAAUCUCCAGAGAGCACCCCUUGAGCCCCCUAAUGCCUACAGAUUGUUGGUGGGCCACCACUCCCAGCAACUCAGCUGAGAGCAAUCUAAAGUCCAUGGCAGAGACCAGGGUAGGGGAAGGAGAGCCAGGGAGGGAUGAGAGGACACUCAAUGGUUGGAGCCGGCCUCUUCUGCCUGCUACUCCACUAUUCUCCAAGGUCCAGUCUCUCUAGUGAGUGGCUUAGGGGUAUCACCUAAGACCAGGGGGCCACAACUGGGCAGGGUGGCUAUAGGCGAGGUCUGUGCCCUGUGGCUCAUAGGCCCAUGGGUGUAGCUGCAGGGACUCCCCCGGAUCUUGGGUUUGGGCUGCAGUGACCCCAGCAUGGCCUUGGCCAGGUUAUAGCUGCCCUGGCCCUGCUCUGCCAUCACCAUGACCACUGGCAGUGAUGGUGAAAGUGCAGAGUACCCCUUUUCACCAGGAGUCCCAAGCCAGAGGUGGAAGGUGGGUGCCCCUGUGCAAGGCCUGGGGUUUCCGGUGUGCUGAGUCAGGCCAGGGGGAGGAGUCCACCCACAGAGGGAGGGACACAAAUGGGGCUGCCAGAUGUGUGCCCCAUCCUCAAGCCAGCCCCAGUGCCCCUCUUUUCUGCCCCCAGGCCCCUGCCUCACAGGAUGGGGCAACCAGUGCCCUUGGCUCUGCCAACCCUCUGGGUCCUAGGGUGCUUCUCCCUGCUCCUCUGGCUGUGGGUGCUGUGCACAGUCUGUCACAGGACGCGGGUGCCACGGCAGCGGGCCAGGCUGCAG
Molecule: messenger RNA, 3478 nt
Organism: Sciurus carolinensis (gray squirrel)
Lineage: Eukaryota; Metazoa; Chordata; Mammalia; Rodentia; Sciuridae
Gene: Zgpat
Product: zinc finger CCCH-type and G-patch domain containing
Exons: 7
Coding region: 186-1643 (485 amino acids)
Biological process (GO): regulation of transcription by RNA polymerase II; negative regulation of DNA-templated transcription
Cellular component (GO): nucleus
Molecular function (GO): DNA-binding transcription factor activity, RNA polymerase II-specific; metal ion binding; RNA polymerase II cis-regulatory region sequence-specific DNA binding
Source: RefSeq, a predicted model, not a curated record